This is a messenger RNA of Archocentrus centrarchus (flier cichlid), 3053 nucleotides long. RefSeq names its product placental growth factor b (gene pgfb). Lineage: Eukaryota; Metazoa; Chordata; Actinopteri; Cichliformes; Cichlidae. Gene Ontology annotation, molecular function: vascular endothelial growth factor receptor binding; growth factor activity; chemoattractant activity. Gene Ontology annotation, cellular component: membrane. Gene Ontology annotation, biological process: response to hypoxia; induction of positive chemotaxis; positive regulation of angiogenesis. The coding region runs from base 514 to 1011 and encodes 165 amino acids. The transcript is spliced from 7 exons. The record is from RefSeq and is a predicted model, not a curated record.
AGGACUGGAAACUGAACCUGUUGGCACAACUUCAUGCAUGAUUUUUUUUUUUUUAAAGCGGAUUCGUCACUUGGAGAUCUUGGGCUGAACCGGCUGCGCACUGAAUAUGCUUCGUCACUUCUGGCGUCCACUAUUUUAUUUCCACAGACUGCGUUUUUAAGCUACAAUUUUAAACGUGUGCAAAUGUGAAUGUUUAACAUUUUUUCCUUGCUUUUGUGAUAGCAUUAUUUUUAUUGCUUCCUCGCCACCUCCACUUUCUCCUGAGGGGCCUUAUUCAUUAGUAAGCACAAUCUGCUUCAUCAAGUUACACGCGCAGAGCUACGUGACUCCACUCAUUCUCGGCACUACUAAACCGGGACCAGAUGACUUGGAAAUUCCCUGGCAGCAAGUUUUUUUCUGUUUGUUUCUGUUUCUGAGUAUUUUGGGACUUUUGUUGGAUUUUUUGUGGGAUUUUUUUGUUUUGCCGUCUGCCAUCGGGAGCCAUAACCACUCUCCGCGCACGGACGUCACGAAAUGAAACUCGGUUUUGUCAUCGAGGCUGUGGUGGCGCUUUAUCUGCUGUUCUCACCUGCACAGAAUCUACCCUUGGCAAGUAUAAAUGGUACAAUGGAAGUGCUUAUGUUUGAAGAAGUUUGGGGUCGCAGCUUUUGUCGUACCAUUGAGAAGCUGGUGGAGGUGGUGCAGGAAUACCCAUCGGAGGUGGAGCACAUCUACAGCCCCUCGUGCGUUCCCCUGGUAAGGUGCGCUGGUUGUUGUGGAGACGAGAACCUGGAGUGCCAUCCUACUCAAACCACAAAUGUUACCAUGCAGCUGUUGAAAAUCAGGCCAUCAGAACAAGGUCAAGAAUAUGUUGAGAUGACGUUUGUGGAGCAUCAAACAUGUGAAUGUAGAAUCAGGAAACCUGAUGUGAAGGUUCCAAGGAAAAGGCGAAGAGGAAAAGGAAAAGGAAGGAAGAGGAAGGAGAGACAAAAAGCAAAAGAAUGUGGCAGGUGCCAGAUUCCUCGCAGGUAACUGCAGUGGCGACCCAACCCCCUGUUGCAUUGUGGCUCACUAUUGGUUUCCAGCCCAGUGGGAGCAUCAAGAGUCUCCUUCACUCAUCUAUCAAUACUGUGUUCACAGCCAGAGACUCAAACCACUGGGUUGAUUUGCUGACAUGCCCUUCUGUUGAUGGGCAGGGUAUUUUUUUGUAAUGACAAGGUUCAACCGGAAGUGUGUUUUGAUUGGUAGAAACACUGCUGUUACAAGCCUGAAACAAUGGACAUCCCCGGGAGCCAGUGCAAUGUAGAACCAGACUGAUUUCUUCGUUUUAUACUACAUAUUACUGUAUCAGUUAUUUUAAUUUGUCAAAUCCUUUGGUAUUUAAAGAAGGUUACACAUGUAAAAAAAUAAAUAAUUAAAUAAUAAAUAAAUCUAUAUUUAUUAAUAUAGUUGGACCAGAGAACACCUUGUGGACUUGAUGUGCAACUUCUUUGUACAUGCAAUAAGGAAAUGUCUCCCUCUAGUGUUUAUGGAAAGUGUUUCGAACCUCUAUAUUAAAGUAUUUUGCAAUCAGAUCAUCAUCAUAUUGAGAUCUGUUCUGAAAGCCAUCAUUGCAUAAUUGCUUGGUCGGUAUAAAGCAAACUCUUUAACAGCACCAUGUGACAAGUCACAUAGUGUUUGCUGUCAGUUCUAACCUAAAUGGGAAAUGGCAUUUGUCAGCAAUGUUUAUAAAGUGAAGAUAUGUCCACAAAAGGUUGUGCAUGAAUAACUGCGAUGCAUCAAAUAGUCAAAAAUCUUAAAACUUACCGUAUUUAAGGAAUCCAGAAGAUAAAUAUUCUCCUAACGAGGGAUCAAUCUGGAUAAUCAGGCCCACAAAAUGUGUGAAGGCUGCACAGUAACUGUGGCAAGAUAAACAGCAACUCGCAGAUUAAUAUUAAAAUAAUUAAUGCACUCAAGUUCAUUUAGUACACAUGUGGGUUUGAUGCCUAUUAAAGAAUAAAAAUCACAAACAUUUUGUCGUUUAAAAAUUUGCUCACAACAUUUUCAGAUAUGUGAGAUCACCCAUCAUACAUUUCAAACACAGGACAAAAUACCCACAUGUUGAACAUUUAGUGGCUCACCGCAGACAGGUGACAGUUCUAUGACAAAAUGUGAGCCUUCAGCAGAGUAUUUGAAGUAUACAGAUGCAAUUAAAUACUGCACAGAAGGGCAGUACACAGCAGAGGGUUGGACUCAGUUUUUUUGCAAAACAAAUUUUCUCAAGGACUAAUCACAAGGAUAUGACAUACAGCCUAGGUCCUGUGAUACAACACUUCAUACCAGUAGCACUGCCUGUCCUUUAUACAUUUCAUGCAUACAACUAUUUGCCACUAAGGUUCUUUUGAAUGCCAAAGCAUAUUUGGCACAGCAUAUAUCUUACUGUGAUGUAAGUAAGUAAACAAGCGAAAUGUGAAUUAAAAUAUAUUUAUUCCAGUGGGAUACAGCCAUACAUUCAUUUUCUUAUCUGCUUGUCCAAGUCACAGUUGUGGAGGAGGGUCAAGCCUGCCCGCAGCUGACACUAGGCAAGAAAUAGGGUACACUCUGGGCAGGUCGCCAGUCUAUCCAUGGGAUACAUACAAUAUUUUGAAAUUUGAAAACAAUGUUAUGAAAAGUUAAAAAUAAUAGUGCUGUUAAGAGUGUUGCAGUUCUGAAGAGGGAAAGCUCAAAACCAAUUUAUUUUUGCUUUUUUUUUUUUUUUUCAUUAAGACAUCGUGUAAGCCUUCAAAAAUUUAGUUUCAACCUUGCAAAAUCUUUUUUUAUUAGAUACCAAGCUGGAGCUGCCACAAAUCAAAUAAUUUGUGUAGUCUCAAAUGGUUAUCCCAUAUGCUGUGUGCAGUUAAACAGCACAACCUUGUGUCCCACUGGUGGCUCAACAAUUCUAUAAUCCCACAAUACAGGUGUCAUCCUGUCAGUUUCCAUAAACACUGCAACAUGGAAGGGAUCAUCUGACGUAGUUAUGUUGAAUGGCAUUUUUGUUUGUUUGUUUUCAUUUAUCACAUAAAGAAAAUCUAUGAAAAUGUAAAAAGAAACAUUUU